Messenger RNA from Thlaspi arvense, 856 nucleotides. NCBI's taxonomy places the organism in Eukaryota, Viridiplantae, Streptophyta, Magnoliopsida, Brassicales, Brassicaceae. The record is from the annotation of a GenBank genome assembly.
AUGGGUUACAAGAUAAUUCAAAGCAUUAGAAUCUCCCUUGAAAUAUGUGGUCAACUAUUUUUUUUGUUUGUUUACUUCUGGUCCGGCUUCUCCUACAACAACAUGGGUUGUGGUGUUUCAAGGCCGGAGACAGAUGGAGGAGAAGGAGGAGAUUUAAAGAUUAUAUCUCGUCGAGGAGGAUCUACCGGUAAAAACAGCGAAACUGCUGAGAGCAUCAUAUUGGAUCAAGAAAUGUCUACACAUAGCAAAAUAUCCAAAACUUGUGGUGAAAAGACGAGUAGAGAGGAGGAAUAUGAAUGUAAAGAUGAAGAAGAGAAAGGAGACGGGCGAACAAUCUCACUUGAAGCUCCGAGUUUUCGUAUUUAUUGCGUUUACCCUAGAGACCCUAAUGAUGACUGCAACCUCGUUGAUGAUCCGCAACGGAACAAGUGCAUAUCAGUCGAAAACAAGAGAGGGAGGAGACAAGAAGCAGUGAGUUUGAAAAUAAAAAGAAGGUUUAACAAUGUCAGGAAGUUUCUAAACCAUCCUCCAAGUGCAACUCUACCUUCCUCCGCAUCUUCGUCGAAAUGUCGACUUAGAGUUUCGGAUUAAAGUAUUUUCGUCUAAUUUAAUGGAGUUUUCGUUCUUCAAUAUAACAAAACAUGAGGUUUAGACUGAAAAUAUGGAGGAAAUACUCUUCGUUUUCUCUUUAGCAUUAUGCAUAUUUGAAACCGAUGAUGACACAUCAACAUUGAACUAACACAAACUAUAAGGUUACAUAUGCACAUUUUAUUGAUCGCAAAAGAGGAAUUGGUCGGACCAAGAUUUUCUAUACCUUAUAUUAGAUGAAAACCAAGAAGACAAAAUAAGCCGGGGC